This is a messenger RNA of Lutra lutra (Eurasian river otter), 4146 nucleotides long. It is a transcript of the gene DNAJC14, whose product is annotated as DnaJ heat shock protein family (Hsp40) member C14. The transcript has 7 exons. Lineage: Eukaryota; Metazoa; Chordata; Mammalia; Carnivora; Mustelidae. The record is from RefSeq and is a predicted model, not a curated record. Gene Ontology annotation, molecular function: dopamine receptor binding. The coding region runs from base 1030 to 3141 and encodes 703 amino acids.
GGGUCUGGAAGGGGGACUAACGAGAGAAGCGCGAGCAGAGGAGGGGACCCAAGCUGGGUCCGCGUGGGGGCGGGGGCGCGUGUCGACGUUGACCGAGAGCUGCUCGGUAUGCAAAUGAAACGCAAAACAGCAUGUAGAUGAAUGCAGUGUUUUUUGGCACUCCGCUUGGGUACUGAGCCCAGCGGAGGUACGCUCCUAGUCGCCCAGAACCGCUCCGUUGAUAGUGCCUUGGAGCAGCGUCCCGAGGGGCGGAUCCGGGCCGUGGGAGCUACAGUUAUACCGGGCAGUUCGCCAGCUGGGUCAGGCGCAGUGGAGGCCGAGGACUGCUGGGAAAGAAGGGGUAGUGCAGGGAGGCCAGAGUGGGGGCUGGCCCGGGGCGUCCUCCCCUCUGCUCCACCUCCGCAUGAUACAAAAGGGUCUCUGUCCUCGCUACAGGCAGCAGGGAAAGGAUCGGGGUGGUGGCUCUUCUACGCUCUCUGGUUUUAUCUGCAAGGGAAACACUGUGGCUCGGUGGCUGUCCUCAAUCUCCCAGUCUCGGCCAAGCCCGAGAAUACAGCCGGAGGAACCCUGAAAAAAAAAAAAAAAAAAAAAAAAAAAUCUGUCCCGCGUCCACAGGCACUGCUACAGCGCCCACCAGUGGUGCAGCCUGCGGAGCUAUCACUCCAGCACUCGGAGGGUGGCAGCAGAGAGCCCUUUAAGGGGCGGGGCCAGUUCUUCCUCAGGACCUCCUCCUCUGAUUUGAGUCAGCGCUUGCUCAACUGGCUCGCGCCUCCGCCAACCGCUUUUUCGUUUCCUUCCCGUCUCUUCCCUGGUGACCCCGGAAGUGGAAGUGGGCGUAGGUCGGCGGCCACGGCGGGGACGGAAGGCGGAAGCAGAGCUUGAGCGGGAGGCGGAGCCGGGGGAGCUGCUCUCGUAGCUCCCCCUGGCCCUAGGCCCAGCUGCUCGAGGGGGAGGAGUUACCGCCGCUCUUCGGGCAUCAGAACUUAUCAUGAUGGCUGUGACCUAAAAUCCUCAGGAAGCCCUGGGGUCAUGGCCCAGAAGCACCCCGGAGAAAGAGGGUUGUGUGGAGCCCACCACAGUGGUGGUGCCUCCUUCAGGACUUUAGGAUCCUCUGUGGACCCUGAAAUACUUUCAUUCUCAGGACUCAGGGACUCAGCGGAGCCUGCUCCUAAUGGUACCCGCUGCCUCACAGAGCACUCUAGUCCUAAGUACACACAGCCCCCAAACCCAGCCCACUGGUCGGAUCCAAGCCAUGGCCCCCCAAGGGGUCCAGGACCCCCUAGGGAUGGAGAGGACCCUGAUCAGAGUGAGGCAUCUUCAGAAGAAGAAUCAGGAGUGGACCAGGAACUCUCAAGAGAGAAUGAGGCUGGGUACCAGGAGGAUGGCAACCCUUCUUUUCUUUCCAUUCCAUCUGCUUGCAACUGCCAGGGAAUCCCUGGAAUCCCUGAAGGGCCUUACUCUGAGGGAGGAGAUAGCUCUUCUAGCAACUUUUGUCACCAUUGUACCUCUCCAGUUUUGGGGGAAGAUGAAGAGUUGGAAGAGGAAUAUGAUGAUGAGGAACCUCUUAAGUUCCCCAGUGAUUUUUCACGUGCGCCCAGUGGGAAGAAACCACCCCGGAGACAGCGGCACCGCAUCCCGGCCAAGGAGGAUACUCGGGAGGGUGGACGCAGAGAUCCCAGGUCCCCUGGCCGACAUAGGCUGGGCCGGAAAAGAAGUCAGGCAGAUAAGCGCAAAGGCCUGGGAUUAUGGGGAGCAGAGGAACUGUGUCAGCUUGGGCAGGCAGGCUUCUGGUGGCUGAUUGAACUGCUGGUAUUGGUGGGAGAGUACGUGGAAACUUGUGGCCAUCUCAUCUAUGCAUGCAGGCAGCUGAAAGGCAGCGAUCUGGACCAUUUUCGAGUCUGGUUGGGAGUCUGGGCAGGGCGGCUGGGAGGCUGGGCCCAGGUAAUGUUCCAGUUUCUGAGCCAAGGAUGUUGCUAUGGGGCAGGGCUGUUCACCCGUUUUCUUAGGCUACUAGGUGCUUUGCUGCUUCUGGCUCUGGCCCUCUCGUUGGGCUGUCUACAGUUGGGCUGGCGGUUUCUGGCGGGACUGGGUGACCGGUUAGGCUGGAGGGGUAAAGCCACUUGGCUCUUUUCUUGGCUGGAUUUUCCCACCUUGCAGCGUUGCCUGAUUCUGCUGAGAGAUAGCAGGCCAUGGCAGCAGUUGGUAAAAAUGUUUCCGUGGGGUUGGCUGGAGUUGCCUUGGGUCAAGCCAAGGACUAAUAGGCAGGGGAAUGCACCUGUAACUGGUGGUCGCUACUGCCAGCCUGAAGAAGAAGUGGCUCGACUCUUGACCAUGGCUGGGGUUCCUGAGGAUGAGCUAAACCCUUUCCAUGUGUUGGGGGUUGAAGCCACAGCAUCAGAUGUUGAACUGAAGAAGGCAUAUAGGCAGCUGGCAGUGAUGGUUCAUCCUGACAAAAAUCAUCAUCCCCGGGCAGAGGAGGCCUUCAAAGUUUUGCGGGCAGCUUGGGACAUUGUCAGCAGCCCUGAAAGGCGGAAGGAAUAUGAAAUGAAACGAAUGGCAGAGACUGAGCUGAGCCGGUCAGUGAAUGAGUUUCUGUCCAAGCUGCAGGAUGACCUCAAAGAGGCAAUGAAUACUAUGAUGUGCAGCCGAUGCCAGGGAAAGCAUAGGAGGUUUGAAAUGGACCGGGAACCUAAGAGUGCCAGAUACUGUGCUGAGUGUAAUAGACUGCAUCCUGCUGAGGAAGGAGACUUUUGGGCAGAGUCAAGUAUGUUGGGCCUCAAGAUCACCUAUUUUGCACUGAUGGAUGGAAAAGUGUAUGACAUCACAGAGUGGGCUGGAUGCCAGCGUGUGGGAAUCUCCCCAGAUACGCACAGAGUCCCCUAUCACAUCUCCUUUGGUUCUCGGAUUCCAGGCACCAGUGGGCGGCAGAGAGCAACCCCAGAUGCCCCUCCUGCUGAUCUUCAGGAUUUCUUGAGCCGGAUAUUUCAAGUACCCCCAGGCCAGAUGUCCAAUGGGAACUUCUUUGCAGCUCCUCAGCCUGGCCCUGGGGCCACUGCAGCCUCUAAGCCCAACAGCACAGUACCCAAGGGAGAAGCCAAACCGAAGCGGCGGAAGAAAGUGAGGAGGCCCUUCCAACGUUGACACCCCUUCUCUUCUUUCCUCAGAUCAAUGUCAGGGAGUCAAAAGGGCUGUGUAUAGCACAGGAUGGAGUUUUGACUUGUUUAUUUUUAAAUAUUUAAAAAAGGGAAAAUUUUAAGCUCAAAUUGUUCACUCAGUACUUGUAGGAAGCCCCAGAACCACUCUCCCUCCUCCACCAGCACCUAGGAACUGAAUCUUGUCUUCUGACAAUACCAAAGAAAUAGGGGGUGGCUAAAGCAAAGAUCCUAGGCCUGGACCUGGGCUGGACAAUAUCUCCCAUGCUAGUGUGGGAACUGGUAUUUCCCUGGGGUCUGUAUGCCUUUGUCUCUUGCUUCUAGAGCAGAUGACACUUUCCCCCCUUUUUUUAAACUACGAGUCUAUCUUAUAAUUUCUUGACCCAUUUCAGGAGGGAGCCCCCUCCUUUACCCCAACAUUCUAGUUAAAAGAGAACAAGAAAGCAUGUAGCCCUAAUUAUAGGAGAUUAUACAUAGAGUUCAGAGAGUGGGAACUUUGAAUUUUUCCUCUGACAUUCACCUUGUGGGUAAUCACCCAAUUUCAUGCUUGUUGCUGCAGGGAUGGCCAAACUAAUAAUUUUUAAAAAGCAGACUCAUGCCCUCUGCCCUUGGGUGAGGGAGAAGGAUAAAGGGGCUCCCAGAAGCCCCCUUAUGAUCCAAGGGUUUGUAUUUUUUUAAGUUUGUUCAUAUUUGUAUGUACAUAUCUAUUUAAAGCCAGGGGAUUAUCUUUCUAUAAAUAUAUAAACUGGCAACCUGUAUCUUUCCUCUCUUCUUUGCCCUUUUUCUCAUUUGAGAAUCCUUUCCCUAAGUGUUAGCUGAGUGAAGGGCACCUCCUACUGGAUCAAGGGAGAGGGGAUUAAAACAAUACCUUAGAGAAGUUUUAUAUAAUAAGUUGCUAUUCCUUGUUUCUUCCCCAGCCUUAUGAGGACAUCUCCCUACCCUUCCUGCUGACCAAACUAUAGCCAUAUCUCAAACAAACAAACAAACAAACAAA